CGGUUGGAACAGGAAACGGAAAAAAAACGUUAACUCUGCGGGGUAGCAGAGCCGAACAACAAGCAAACAUGGUGUCAAGACAGGUUAUCUUUCUUGUCGCUCUAACUUGUGUUUGUGGACAGGUAGCCUCAGAAAGACAGCUGGUGUAUGCUACAGUGUUGUUUCGACAUGGGGACCGAUCACCGGUGAAGGCCUUUCCUACUGACCCCCACCAAGAAAAUGCCUGGCCUCAGGGCUUUGGGCAGCUGUCACAGGAGGGGAUGAGGCAGCAUUAUGAGCUGGGUCAGUUUCUGAGGAUGCGGUAUCAAAACUUCCUCAAUGAAUCCUACAAUCGUCAGGAGGUUUUGGUCCGUAGUACAGAUUAUGAUCGCACCCUGAUGAGUGCUGAAGCCAACCUUGCAGGCCUCUACCCUCCUAAAGGUCAGCAGAUAUUUAGACCCAGCUUACAGUGGCAGCCCAUUCCUGUGCACACCGUACCGCAGAGCGAAGAAAGGCUCCUCUCAUUUCCGUUGAGGGACUGUCCUCGCUACGAACAGCUGAUGAAUGAAACUGAACACACAGCAGAGUUUCUCAACAUUACAACAGAAUACAGGGACUUGAUCGAGCUCGUUAAAAAUAAAACGGGGGUAAAGAACACCAAUGUGGAAACAGUGUGGAGUGUGUAUGACACACUCUUCUGCGAGUCCCGUCACAACUUGUCAGCUCCGGACUGGGUCACCCCCGACGUCAUGGAGAAGCUGAGGUUUCUGAAGGACUUUGGAUUUCAGGUCAUAUUUGGGGUCCAUAAACGGCAAGAGAAGAGUCGUCUGCAGGGAGGUCUCCUGCUUGGCGAAAUAGUUAAGAAUCUCACCGAUAUGGCCGUCCCAGACCCACAUCGACAACUCAAACUGAUGAUGCUCUCAGCGCAUGACACAACACUAGCAGCUCUUCAGGCCAGUUUGAGUGUGUUCAAUGGAAAGCAGCCGCCCUAUGCCUCCUGUCACAUAAUUGAAUUGUACAGAGAUGAAAAUGGGUCUUCGUCGGUGUCCAUGUUUUACCGCAACGACACCAGCAUGAAGCCGUACUCGGUCCAAUUGCCAGGGUGCACUCUGGACUGCCCCCUGCAGGACUUUAUCAAGAUCACAAAGCCGUUCAUCUCCGACGACAGGGACAAGGAGUGCCAGCUGCCGUCGCAGUGGAGAGACAGAAAAGUCAUCAUCACCUUAGCCUUGUCAGGUUGCGUGCUCGUUGUCCUCAUCGCCAUCAUCCUCUACGUCCUUUGCCGGUACAAGAAGUCCAGCGGCAACAGGGGAUACCAUCAUGUGAUCACCCAGGACAUCGGAGAUGAAUCCUGACAGAGGCACAAGCUACUGCUUCGGAGAUCUACGAGCCUUGCCUCCUGGGACAGCAGCAACAGCGACAAUGACGAUGAUGAACUUUGAAAGCAGAGAGUUCAGGAACUGUCUUUACAGAUUCCUGUACCUCCUAUUGGAAUAACAUCCGAACGUUUUAUUCAUGCGGGUCGUGGUUUGGGCACAAUAUGACUGGUUUUGUUACACUUAGUGUGUGAGGUUUGAUGACCAAGAUGCCUUAUUUUCUA
This is a messenger RNA of Cyprinodon tularosa, 1579 nucleotides long. It is a transcript of the gene acp2, whose product is annotated as acid phosphatase 2, lysosomal. The coding region runs from base 69 to 1334 and encodes 421 amino acids. The record is from RefSeq and is a predicted model, not a curated record. Gene Ontology annotation, cellular component: lysosome. Lineage: Eukaryota; Metazoa; Chordata; Actinopteri; Cyprinodontiformes; Cyprinodontidae. Gene Ontology annotation, biological process: dephosphorylation; lysosome organization. The transcript has 13 exons. Gene Ontology annotation, molecular function: acid phosphatase activity.